UCCAUAUUAACCCGCAUGGUGUGGCCCCUCCUAGAACUUCUCUAGCCUUUGUUACAUUGCUUCAUCUUACAAUCUUGACCUCGCCUGACAAAAAUGUCUGCAGAGUGGCUGACUGACUGGAGCUGUUUGCUGAAUGGACUUCGGGAAUUGAUUGCUGGUACCAUCCAGGCUGUGCGGUGACUGCACACCCUUGCACUAACCACUGUUAUUUGUCUCUUAUUGUUGUUUGCAUGGUACUGUUUAGAGUUGGUAUGGACCAACCCCGUCUCUCCUUUGCACACUGUGAAUUUACUCAUCCAGAGUUCAGAAGCCAAAGGCUUGCAGAACGGGUUUUGCUUUUUGCCACUCACGUGAGUGUGUACGAGUGUACCCAUAAUGAUGGGGCUGAACCAAAAACUUUAUCACAAUCUGCAGGAAUAUGCCAAAAGAUACUCCUGGUCAGGGAAUUGGGCCAGAAUCCACAAGGGCAUCCGUGAGCAAAGUCGAUAUAAAAAUGAUAGACCAUCCAUACAGAAACCUGAGGUUUUUUUCCUUCCUGAUUUACCCACUAUGCCCUAUUUCCCGCGGGAUGCGCAAAAGCAUGAUGUUGAAUUGUUGGAGCAGAACUUUGCCCACUAUAAUUGGUGAAUUGCAAUCUACAAAGCAUUUUCUAAUUGCAGCUUACCACAAGGAUGGAAAUUAAAUAGUACCCCAAGUGGGGAGUGGUUCCAUUUUAGUUUAGUCAACCAAGGUGUGUGCAUACCAGCCAACUGCAAGAAAUGCCCAAGGACGUACCGUUUGCUUGCAAGUCUCCGCACCUUCAUUGGCAACAAUUUAUUUGGGAAUGCUUGCAUCUCUGUAUCUGACUCCGGACAGUCAAUCACAGAGCACUAUGGGCCAACCAACAUCAGGAUAAGAUGCCUAUUAGGUCUACGAAUCCCAAGUAAUUGUGAGCUGGUGGUUGGCGGAGAGCCUCAGUGCUGGGCAGAAGGGCACUGCCUUCUCUUUGAUGAUUCUUUCCUGCACACAGCAUUUCAUGAAGGUACAGCGGAAGACGGACCUAGAAUCAUUUUCAUGGUGGAUUUGUGGCACCCUAAUGUUGCAGCAGCUGAACGUCAAGCACUGGAUUCAAUAUUUGCUCCUGGACGCUGAUGCCACAAUGCCACUCUUGCAACCAAACAUCUAUGCUCAUGGAAAAUUGCCUCAAAGAAAAGCUUGUCUCUAACAAAACCCAUCCUCUGUAUAUGGACUACAUAUUAUGUUAUCUCUUUAAUCAUUGGCUUUUCCAUGGAUUUCCAUUGUAGGAUAGACUUUAAGAGAGAGGGUGUAUAUGCAUCAAUUUACUUGUGAUUUUCUAGCACGAAAAAAAAAGAAACAGCUCUAUAAUACUACUCAGCAGAGAGCACUCAAUAUGGUUUAUAAAGACUUAAAGAACCAUAUUAACUAAAUAGCACAAACCAAGCUUUUGAUUAUUAGGUGGAAGCCAAAGGCACUAUAAUAAGAAUAGUGAGAGAGCAUUCCGAGAAUCACAAACCCUCACCAUAGUGCUCACUUUUGCUCUAUCCUUAGUAAAGUUUUCAAGGAUUGUAAUUCUCUCAUAUAGCGUCUAAUGCCAUAUUUUCCAUUUUCAGCAAGAAUGCAGCACUAAUAUAUAUAUGUUGCUACUGUAUAUUUACAAUACUCUGAAAUAAAUGGUAAGGAAGUGACAAAGCAAUGUCUUAUUGGCAUGACCAACCUAAUAUGUCUCCUAUUAGGAUGAUGUUAACAAAGGAUCAGUCAUUUAGUAUUAGCAUCUAGGUAAGAAAGUGAUGUUUGAAUGACUGUGCUCAGAUAUUUGUUUAAAGUCCUGCUAGGAUAUUUUACUCAGAUCAAGUAUGAACAGAGAAUUAUCAAUGUUUUUUUCUACGCAAACAUGUUUAUUGCGUUCUUUGACAAAUAUCAAGGACUCUUAACUGCAACCAAUGUAGCCAUGUCUUUCUAAAAACUGAUUAAGCUUACAUGUGUCAAAAAAGGACUUUCUUCAGUGGUCCAGAUUUCUAAAGAGACUUCUUUUAUGAAUUGAUAUAUAGAAAUAAUUCUUCAAUGGUAUUUAGAUUUAACUUAAGAUGUGUAAGUGCCCAUCCUAUAAUUGUGGGCAUAGGAAGGGCUUGGUUAAAGUAAAUUUUUAAGGAAUUUCAGAGAUAUAUCUUUAUCUGACCAAAGUUUUUUUCUUUUUUGUUUUUUUAUUUAAUAAAAGGAACUUAUAUAGUUUCUCUAGUGUUCCAGCUCCAGACUUAAGGAUCUCUGCUCUUGGUGGUUGUCCAGCAGCCAUUUUGUCUUUGGUGUGGAAACAAACUCUUGUCUUGUACUUUCACGGUGCAACAGACUCCAUUUUGUUCCGUAAUAAACAAAACAUGUGUCUGUAAUAAAGAAUGCAUUCUUUGGUAUUCCUUCUGCACAAUAUAUACAGUUAUUUUAUUUCA
Molecule: messenger RNA, 2441 nt
Organism: Bombina bombina (fire-bellied toad)
Lineage: Eukaryota; Metazoa; Chordata; Amphibia; Anura; Bombinatoridae
Gene: ASPHD2
Product: aspartate beta-hydroxylase domain containing 2
Source: RefSeq, a predicted model, not a curated record